AUCAAAACAUAAACAGCUGCCGCCAUAUAAUUGGGAUACUGAUACUUUAUAAAGAUUAAACACACCCCAGAAUAAAAAAACACAAAUGUCACUGCUUCUUUGAUUGAUAAUCCACUCCCACACCUAUUUCUCCUUGUCUUAUACUCAAAAGCCUAUAGUGUCUAAGAUCCCAAGAAGCUGCCUGUUAUCCUUGAGAUUAUCCUGGUGAUCAUCUGGGGUUCUCAUAAUGGCAAGAAUUUUAAAAUCUUGCAUGCAAUCCAUCCUGAAAGGUGUGAAUUUGAUAAUGGGAAUGGUCGGCAUUGCUAUGAUUUUGUAUGGUUUUUGGAUGGUAAGAGUUUGGCAGAGAGACAUGGGAGGGUCACCAUUUGAUGACUUCAAUUCUACUGCCCCAUGGUUCAUAUACACUUUUCUGGGCACAGGCAUCACCUUAUGCUUCCUAACAUGCCUAGGCCAUAUUGCCGCAGAUAGCGCCAAUGGUUUUUGCCUUUUCGGCUACAUGGUGAUCAUCUCAGUGCUUCUCCUGGUAGAGACUGCAAUUGCAGCUGAUAUACUUUUAAACUCUGACUGGGAGAAGGAUUUACCAGAGGAUCCAACCGGGAGGUUCCAUGAUUUCAAAGAAUUUGUGCAGUCUAACUUUGACAUCUUCAAAUGGAUUGGCCUGCUUAUCAUCUUAGGACAGGGGAUUUCCGUACUAUUGGCAAUGGCCAUCAGAGCCCUUGGCCCCAACCAAUGCUCCAACUAUGACAGUGAUGAAGAAUUUCCUCCAGCCAGGCUUCCCCUCAUAAAUAACAAUGCUCCACAACCUGCUUAUGUCGUCGGAGAUUCUCCCUUUGCCAACAAGAGUGAAGCUUGGAAUACGAGUAAGUGAAGAGAGAAGCAGCAAUUUUCCGUAUCAUUGAGAAGAAGAUAUCAGGAGAGAGAAAAGCAAAUGAAAGCAGAGGACGCCAUGAAAACACACAGCCAAGGUAGGGGCAGCCUCGGCCGCUAAUACUACCACAACCGCACUCUACAAGAUAGAGCAUUAAUUACUCAAUGUUUUGCAUUGUGAUCUGUACUAUAUAGCUUAGACCAUGAUAUAGUUUAAUUUGUACUAAUAUAAUCUCUUCAUAGCAUAGUAUAUUUUUCAAAUUAAGUUGUGAACUUGUUUCACAUAUA
Theobroma cacao (cacao) is the source of this 1155-nucleotide messenger RNA. RefSeq names its product tetraspanin-19-like. Gene Ontology annotation, cellular component: membrane. The record is from RefSeq and is a predicted model, not a curated record. NCBI's taxonomy places the organism in Eukaryota, Viridiplantae, Streptophyta, Magnoliopsida, Malvales, Malvaceae.